Molecule: messenger RNA, 5325 nt
Organism: Manis javanica (Malayan pangolin)
Lineage: Eukaryota; Metazoa; Chordata; Mammalia; Pholidota; Manidae
Gene: MRPL19
Product: mitochondrial ribosomal protein L19
Biological process (GO): translation
Cellular component (GO): mitochondrial large ribosomal subunit; ribosome
Molecular function (GO): structural constituent of ribosome
Source: RefSeq, a predicted model, not a curated record
AGUCUUCUCCUGCGUGAGCAAGCAUGGCUUCUUUCCUUGCAGGGAGCUGCGGACCCGCAAUGGGCUUGGCUCGGAGCUUUCGAGCUGCCAAGGCGCUGCUCCCUGCGUCUGCCUCUGUCGCCUGCCGGGCCCGCGUGGGCCCGGCCCGGCAGCGGAGCACUGGACCUCCCGAGCCCGGCGCGUUCCAGCCGCCGCAGAAACCGGUCAUCGCGGACAAGCGCCUUGCCAAGCAUCGGGAAAGCAGGUUCUUGAGUCCUGAAUUCAUCCCUCCAAGAGGAAGAACAAAUCCUCUGAAAUUUCAAAUAGAAAGAAAAGAUAUGUUAGAACGGAGAAAAAUACUCCACAUUCCAGAGUUCUAUGUAGGAAGCAUACUUCGUGUAACUACCGCUGACCCAUAUGCCAGCGGAAAAACCAGCCAGUUUCUGGGGAUCUGUAUCCAGAGAUCAGGAGCAGGACUUGGAGCUACUUUUAUCCUUAGGAACACUAUUGAAGGACAAGGUGUUGAGAUUUGCUUUGAACUUUAUAAUCCUCGAAUCCAGGAGAUCCAAGUGAUCAAGUUAGAGAAACGGCUGGAUGACAGCUUGCUAUACUUACGAGAUGCUCUUCCUGAAUACAGCACUUUUGAUGUGAAUAUGAAGCCACUAGCACCAGAACCUAUGGAAGAAGUCCCUGUUAAUCAGCUGAAAGUAAAAAUGAAGCCGAAGCCCUGGUCCAAGCGCUGGGAACGUCCAAAAUUUAAUAUCAAAGGAAUCAGAUUUGAUCUUUAUUUAACUGAAGAGCAAAUGAAAGAAGCUCAGAAGUGGAGUCAGCCAUGGCUUGAGUUUGAUAUGAUGAGGGAAUAUGAUACUUCAAAAAUUGAAGCUGCAAUAUGGGAUGAAAUUGAAGCAUCAAAAAAGUCCUGAUCCUGAGAGUGAAUUUGGUUGUUUGCAAAGGACACAUUGACUCAGAGGAUUUACUUAGCCACUAAUUUCAUUUCAUAUGAAAGGACGUAGUCAUUAAAUCAACAAAGCAUUCAUUAUUUUGUGAGUACUUAAAAAAAAAAAUUUAGAAUGGCAGUUUAUUACUUUAAAAAGAGAAAAGCACAUGCCUGGUGGUCUGAUGUCCAUUAUCUUAUUAGAGGUAAAGCAAAAAACUGUCAGCAGAAUGUUCUUCUUCAUUGAGCCUGGAAUCUGAACAAGGAAGUGGACAGGAUGUUUUCUUUAAUUUGUGAGGUAAAUCAUGAAUACAGAAAAGUAUGAUAUAAAGAGUAAAAGAAUGAAUAUUCAUGUAUCCACCAUCAGCAUUUAGUAAUAUUUAGGAAGGCUAAGGAGAACAUCAGCUAGGAUCUAAGACUAUGCCUGUAUGUCUACAGUUGCAUCCUUACCCUCUUCUAGAUGUAGGCACUGUUCUGCUUUCUGUUUAUCAUUUCUUUGCAUUUCUUUUAAUUUGUUAUGUACAUAUACAUUCUUAAUAUAUUUAGUUUUUUGGGGAACCUGUUGGCAGGUAUAAAAGGAUAAAAUUGUCAUUAUUACAUGAAGGCUUCAGGGAGAAUAUACCACAGUCUGGGACAUAGUUUAGCUGGAAUUUCCCAGAGAAUUUAGAAAAAUCACUUGAGCAAUAAUGGCUAAGAUCCUGAGUGAGUACUGCUAAACAGAAGGCUCACCGCAGGGCAUCAUUAGGCAGGGCUAGAGUGUGGACUGGGUCACUGGUGUCUCAGAAAUGUGGGAGGGAGUAGACUGUAUUUCCUGGUUUUCAGCUCAUGGUGAAUCAAACAUGCUUCUAGGUGUAGGUCAAAACAGUACCUCUGUGGGGUGGUGGAAGUGUCAUUGCUGAUUUGGUAGCUGUGAAUGGAAUGGAAAGCUGGUAUAUAAUCCAACAUAAAUAUCAGCCUAGACAUAAUUUGGGCCAGGCUCAGUACCAGCAUGGCUCUAGAUAAGGGCAACCCUUAACCUGUGUAUCUCUUGAAUCAUGCUGCUCAGAUCUACCCCUGGAUGCCUAGCUAUUUGGGGAUUUGCAUUUGUGUCUGUGCUGAUGUGUUUUUGUUUUCAUUUUAUUGGUUACAAACUUGGUGAAGCACAUUGUUUGGUAGCUUCUAAAGGAAGUAUGUCCCUCCAUAAAGGUAGAUUUUUUUAUGAGACCUUGCAUGUCUAUUGUAUUUGAUUGAUACAUUAUAGAAUUCUAGGCGGGGGAUAAUUCUCCUCCAGAAUUUUGAUGAUACUGCUCCAUAGUCUUGUUUGCAGUUAUGGUGAGAAAUCCCAAGCCAUUUUGAUUUCUUUUCCUUGUAUAUGAUUGAAAGCUUGUAGGCUGUCCUGGUCAUCAGGGUAAUGAAAUUUCACAGUGAUGUGCCUUGGGGUGGGUCUAUUUCUAUCCAGUAUAUUGGGAUUUGAUAAACUCUUUUCAAUAUGGCAACUCCUAUCUUUCAGUUCUGGGAAACUUAGAGUUCAUUGAUGACUUCCUCUCCUCUGCUUCUCUCUUUCUGGAACUAUUAUUUUCAUAUUCCAUCCCCAGGCCUGGCUCUCUUCCAGUCACUACCUCACCCCACCUGCCCAAACACAUUUCUGGCCUAGUACCCAGUGCCUGCUCUCCAGAAAACCCUGUUUUAACUCCUCUAACCCCCAUCUUUGUUUUUUCAUUCAAUCUUCCAGCUCUUGUUUGCUAUCAUGUUUUAAAGGCUCAAGAUCCCUUUUUGAUAUCUGAAAGUUCCUUAAGUAGUACUCUGUUCUUAUUUUAUAUUCUUGUCUGGAUUUGUUCUGGUACCAUUGAAGAUACCCAUGAUAGUGUUUGUGUUUUUUUCCUUUGAAAUUGUUUUUUUGCAGCAUUUGUUUACUCCAAAUUCCUUUUUUCUCUGUGUAUUUCUUUGUUUUCCUGUUUUAGGCUUUUGUGGGACAUCUGGCAAUCCUUGGCUGUGUACUGAUGUUUGAAUAGUGGACUGAAAAGCCAAUUGGAAGCAUUGGACUUGGGGGAAGGGGUCUUUAGGGUUAUCUAGGUAGACUUUUUUGGGGCCAACCUCCUUAGAGCAUAAGGGUCUGUCUGCAAGUGUUCUGGGGGCCAUGGAGCCAAAAGGAUGGGAUUUCUGGCACUCCACAUGUAUAUGGCCAUCUCUUCAUUCACUCUUCCUCCCACCCCCAAACACACAUUUCUGGUACCCAGUGCCUGCUGUCUAGAAAACCCUGUUUUAACUUCUCUAAAGAACAAAUCUUUGAACUUGUGUUGGUUUGUGGAGGGCCAGACAAGCCAUGGUGGGGAGUUGAGGAAGGGAUAUUAAGAAUAUAUCUUCCAAAUAACUUUCACCAGAUCUCUCUAUUUUACUUUGUCUUUCACCCCCAGUUGGUGGAUGCAGGUACUGAAUGUGUUGACUGGGCAAUUCUGAGGAAUGACUUGGGUCGAUACCUUUCUCCACUGCUGGCUUUCCUUGCCUUCCGGGAGCCUGCCAAUCCACCCAUACUUCUUAACAUUUUUCAGAUUCAUCCAUAUUGUGACAUGUAUCAGAAUCUCAUUUUUAUGGCAAAAUAAUAUUGUUUUAUAUACCAUAUUUUGUUUAUCCAUCUUUGAAGAAUACUUACUUGGGUUAUUUCCCCCUUUUGGUUAUUGUGAACAGUGCCACAGUGCACGUUGACAUAAUAAAUCUCUGAGUUGCUAUUUUUAUAUUUCAACAUAUACUCUAAUAUAUGCCCUGGAAUGGAAUUACUUUGUCAUAUUUUUAAAUUUCUUGUGAUUUCUUCUUUGUCCCCAUUGAUUGGUAAAGAGUAUGCCAUUAAAUUUGUAAAAUUUCCGCUUGUCCUUGCCACUGAUUUCUAGCUUCAUUCUGUUGUGGUCAGAGGAAAGCAUGAUUUCAAUCUUUUUAAAUUUAUCAAGAAUUGUUUUAUGUCCUAAUAUAUGGUCUAUCCUGGAGAAUGUUCCAUGUGCAUUUGAAAAAAUAAAUAUAUUGUGUUGUCGGGUGGAGUGUUUUAUAUAUGUCUGUUAGGUAUAAUUGGUUUAUAGUGUUCAAGUCUCUUUCCUCAUUGAUCUUCUGUCUAAAUAUUUCAUCUACUUUUUUUUACAGGGGCUUAUUGAAGUUUCCAACAAUUAUAGUAUUACUGUCUAGUUCUCCCUUUAAUUUCUGUCAAUGUUUAGUUCAUAUAUUUUGGGGGCCCUUGUUUAGUGCAUAAAUUAUUGUAAUUGUUAUGUCUUCUUGAUGCAUUGACUCCUAUAUAAUAUCCUUUGUUCCUUGUAACAGUUUUUGGCUUAUAGUCUAUUUUGUCUGAUUUAGUGUAGCCAUCCUGCUUUGUUUUUGGUUGCUAUUUACGUAGAAUAUCUCCAUCCUUUCACUUUCAACAUAUUUGUGUCUUUGAAGCUAAAGCAAGCCUCUUAAAGACAUUGUGUAGCUGGAUCAUAUGUUUUUGUUUGGUUUUUAAUCUGUUUUGCAAAUCUGUCUUCUGAUUGUAAAAUUUAAUCCACUUAUUUUAAAGUAAUUACUGGUAGGUAAUGACUAUGGCUCUUUAGUUAAUUGUGUUCUGGCUGUUUUGUAGAUAAUGAUGUCCCUAUACUGGGGGGUUUUAUGUUUCGAUGUCUUGGCAUCAGUAUGCUUUGACUUCUUUAUCAUGUUCUUUCGUAUAAUUACUACAGGUUUUCUGCUUGUAGUUAGUUACCAUGAAGCUUACAUAAAAUAUCUUAAAAUUUUAUCACCCUAUUUUAAGGUGAUAACUUAAUUUCAAUGGCAUUCCUGAAAUUUACACUUUACUUCUCCUUCCCAUAACAUUUAGGCUAUUGAUGUUAUAGUUUACAUAUUUUUCAUGUUUUGUAUCCAACAGCAUUAUUGUAGUUAUGGUUAUUUUUACUUUUAAACAAGAGCUGUAAGUGAAUUACACAUCACCAUUACCAUUUUACAGGAUCUAACUUUGUAUAUUUAUGAUGACAAAUUUUACAUUACCUUCUUAUUUUUUAUAAUGUUAGUAUCCUUUCACUUUCAAAAGAAACCCAUUUCAUAGUUCUUGUAAGGCAGUCUAAUGCUGAUGAACUUCAUCAUCUUUUGUUUGUUCAAGGAGGUCUUUCUUUUGAAGGUCAGUUUUUGUGGGUAUUGAAUUUUUGGUCAACAUUUGUUUCUUUUGUUAUUUUUAAUAGGUCAUCUCAUUCUCUUCUGGCUUAAAAUGUUUCUGUUGAAAAAUUCACCAGUAGUUUUAUGGGCUUCCCUUUAUUAUAACCUCUCUCUUUUGUCUUGCUGUUUGCAAAGCUCUUUGACUUUAGGUAAUUUUUAAUAUGUCACAGUGUAGCCCUAUUCAGGCAGACUUGCUGUGAGUAGACAGGAUUCUAGUGAUAGACCUGCCACUGUGGGAAUAAAGUUGGGUAUAAACUCUUUGACCCCGAGAA